Molecule: messenger RNA, 969 nt
Organism: Histoplasma mississippiense
Lineage: Eukaryota; Fungi; Ascomycota; Eurotiomycetes; Onygenales; Ajellomycetaceae
Exons: 5
Coding region: 1-969 (322 amino acids)
Source: RefSeq, a predicted model, not a curated record
AUGGCAACCGGGAAAUACAUCCCUCCAGCCCUCCGCAACAAUAAGGAGGGAAUCGAUGACCAGCAACAGCAACCCCAGGACCAUCAGGAACCUCUGAACUCAAUGUCUGCAUCUUACCAACUGAAAGAUACGGAAACAUACUUCGGGCAUUCAUUCCGGCACGGCGUUUGCGACAAGCUCCACAAUCUCAACAGCAGCAGCAGCAACUACUACUACAAUAAAAGUUUCUCAAAAUGUGGGAAAUCCCCAGCCCCAGCAACCACCACUACAUGUUCACCGCAAGAGCGACAGCGAUGGCAAGGAACCCUCAACACGGCCGCCAAUGAUCCACACACGCUGGCCUACAUAGUCCUUUUCAGAGAGGCCCAUCCAUUUUGGGAAACAAAGUGUGAAAUUUUGUGCAAGUCGAACCUUCAUCUUCUCCCAGAGCCGAUCGCGGCAACACUGAAUGUCACCGCCACCACAGCCAGCUACCCCAUCUUCGUUCCCCAAUCAACACCAAGGCAAUACCAUGCCCCUCUCUCCUUUGCCGGCUACUAUCGUCUGUGCGCCGUCCGCUAUCUAGCACCACGCAGCCGCGAGCUCGCCGCGUAUCUGGAGAUAAAGUUUGGGACCCAGUACCGGACUUCUGAGAAGUGGAUUGGGAGUUUAUCGCGCCGGUGGGCAGUUGUUACGCUAGAUCUGGAUGGGCGCUAUGAGGUGUUUUGGGAGGCAUUUGAGAGGACACAAAAGGGGGUGAAAUCAAAGGAGUUAAAAAAAGAUUGUGAUGCCAAAGACAAAAAGAAAAAGAAGAAGCAGAAAGAAGGCCCCAAACCAAAUCGUCUCAUUCGAGCCCUCGGAGGCUGGUGGACAGUUAACCACUUAGAUGCUGGAAUGGGUUCAACAUCGCCAAUUGAAACGAUCGUGGUAUCUCCAUUUCUCCAGGGUCCCAAGGCAUGGUGGCUGACUUCACGGUACGCCUCUAAAUGA